UGAAAGGAAUACUUCCUGUUAUCUGACACAAACCAGGAGGUAUUUUGCAGGUUAUUUUUCAAUAGAAUUUUACGUCGCAGCAUCCACUGAAUGUGUGCUCUCUUGAUACCAAAACGUGAUCAUUUGUGAGUAAGCUCUGACUGGAAAUGAAACCAGAGCACCAGGAUCUCAUCCUGCGGGCGUGCGCCGCCUCAUCGCUGCGUGUCGGUGCCAAGAUGCAGACGCUGUGGAGCGGUUACGGGGAGAUAGUCCGGCUGCACCUGGAGGGCUGCGACCGGCCGUCGGUGGUCGUCAAGCACGUCAAGUUUCCGCAGGAGGCCGCGCACCCCGGCGGCUGGAACACGGAUCGCUCGCACACGCGCAAAGUGAGGUCCUACGAGGUAGAGACGCACUGGUACCGGAACUAUUACACCGACCGGAGCUGUCGGACUCCCGCCUGCCUGGCUGUUUGUUCCCAUGGCGACGAGAUGCUGAUCGUGCUGGAGGAUCUGGACGCGGCGGGUUAUGACCAGAGAAGGACCAGCGUGAAGGACAGAGAAAUAAAGGCCUGUCUGCGCUGGCUCGCCCACUUCCACGCGCUCUUCCUGGGCGUGCCACCCGAGGGCCUGUGGCCCGUCGGCACAUACUGGCACCUGGAGACCCGUCCGGACGAGCUGGAGGCGAUGGACGACGCCGAGCUCAAAGCGGCAGCCGGUGCCAUCGACGAGACGCUGAACGGAUGCGUCUUCAAGACCCUCGUUCACGGAGACGCCAAGUUAGCCAACUUCUGUUUCUCGCAGGGCGGAGAGGACGUGGCGGCUGUGGACUUCCAGUAUGUCGGCGGCGGCUGCGGGAUGAAAGAUGUCGUGUAUUUUUUAGGGAGUUGCAUGGAAGAGAGGGAGUGUGAGAAGAGGGUACCGGGCCUAUUGGACCACUAUUUCACCGAGUUGAAGCGGUCCGUGAAGAAGGACGUGGACUUUGGCGCCCUGGAGAAAGAGUGGAGGGAGAUGUUUGCUUUUGCAUGGACGGAUUUUCAUCGCUUUCUGCUGGGAUGGAGGCCCGGACACUGGAAGAUUAACCGGUACAGUAAGCAGCUGACCAAGGAGGUUCUCCUCAAACUGAAACUUUAAACAAAGAAGCUUUAACUGAGCGUGUGGCUGAGAGGUGACGGGUUUGAAACUGAAAAAUCUGAAAAUGUAAUAAUCUCAUCAGCCCGAACAGCCGGUGUAGACAGAAGCAUGCACGCUGUUUCCGGAGAAGGUUUUAAAAUCUAUUUUCUUUCCCAGGCUCUUUGAAUGGAGAAAAUCUGUUUUUUGACUUCGCUUCAUGUAUCCACACAUUUUGGUUGACGUGUCAAUAUGUGAUCUUAAAAAAAUAAUAAUUAAAAGGAUUUUAGUUCUGUAAGACGUUUGAAAAUGUAUUAAACUAUUUACUACUAGGUGGUGACUUUUUUGAAUAAAGAAUUUGUUUGAUUAUUAUUUAA
Gasterosteus aculeatus aculeatus (three-spined stickleback) is the source of this 1462-nucleotide messenger RNA. RefSeq names its product protein kinase-like domain containing (gene pkdc). The record is from RefSeq and is a predicted model, not a curated record. NCBI's taxonomy places the organism in Eukaryota, Metazoa, Chordata, Actinopteri, Perciformes, Gasterosteidae.